UUUAAAAAAUUGAAAGGAAAAAAAAAAAAAGUAAAAAAUCCCAAAGGAAAGGGGCUGCUCGCCUGAAUGAGAAAUUGGCGAAGAAGAAGAAGAGGGAAGAAGGAGGGCUUAUCAUCUCUUCCAUGUUCAAAGUUUUGAAACCCUAGCUAGCUCAAGUCCAGUGGAUCUCAUCUCUCUAGCAAUAAGCAAAAUAACUAGUAAAAUUCUUGCUCGCACGUUUGUACACACCAUUGUAUCAUAUCAUAUCCUGCAUCAGGCUGCCUUGGUAAUGGGAACACCGAGCCAAAUUUUUAAUUUAUUUCCAUGGGAGAAGCUUGUGUUCAAUGUUUAUGGGACCUAUGAAAACCUUUAGACCCUUUGCGAGCGCUUUUGAAGGUGAAGUGCAUGGUGGAUGCAGAGUGGAUUUGAAUUUUCCCACAACCCUCAUGGAUUCUAAUACCCUCACCCUCACGGCCACUUCAACUCUAGAGCCUCAUGAUGCCAUGGAGUUUGAAUCCCAUGAAGCCGCAUAUACAUUUUACAAAGCAUAUGCCAAGUCUGUGGGCUUCGGCACUGCUAAGUUGAGCAGUCGUCGGUCUAGAGCAUCCAAGGAAUUCAUUGAUGCCAAAUUUUCAUGCAUUAGAUAUGGCAAUAAGCAACAGUCUGAUGAUGCCAUUAAUCCUCGACCUUCUCCGAAAAUUGGUUGCAAGGCAAGCAUGCAUGUGAAGCGCAGGCCAAAUGGUAAUUGGUAUGUCUAUAGUUUCGUAAAGGAGCACAACCAUGAGCUCUUACCAGCUCAAGCACAUUUCUUUCGCAGCCACAGAAAUACAGACCCGCUUAACAAUGAUGUUAGAAUACGGAGACGGAAGAAUUUAGCUGCAGUAUCCAGCCUCUUCAGUGCCUAUCAAAAUGUUGACUGUUUAGAGAGUUACUUGAGAAAUCAGCAUGACAAGGGACGGAGUUUGGUUUUAGAAGCAGGGGAUGCUCAAGUGCUACUUGAAUAUUUUAUUUGCAUGCAGGAAGAGAAUCCAAAAUUCUUCUAUGCAGUUGAUCUAAAUGAAGAGCAUAGGUUGAGAAAUGUGUUCUGGGUUGAUGCCAAAGGAAUGGAAGAUUACACUAACUUCAAUGAUGUUGUUUUCUUUGACACCACAUACUUCACUAACAAGUAUAAAAUACCCUUGGUUCUUUUUAUAGGAGUGAACCAUCAUAUUCAACCCACAUUACUUGGCUGUGCCUUGAUUGCAGACGAGACAGUUUAUACUUUUGUCUGGCUAAUGCAAACCUGGUUUAUAGCAAUGGGGGAACAGGCUCCACGAGUAAUACUGACCGACCAGAACAACGCCAUCAAAGCAGCUAUUGCAGCAGUAUUUCCAGGCACAAGCCAUUGCUUUUGUUUAUGGCAUAUAAUGGAGAAGAUACAUAGGCACCUCGAGUUUUUGAGCAUGUGGCAUGAUAGUUUUGUGGGAAAAUUUAAUAAGUGUAUUUUUAAGUCCUGGUCAGAACAACAAUUUGAAAAGAGAUGGUGGAAACUACUUGAUAGAUUUAAUCUCAGGGAGGUUGAAUGGAUGCAGUCCUUGUAUGAAGAUCGUACUCAUUGGGUGCCUACUUUCAUGAGAGAUAUAUCCUUUGCUGGGCUGUCUCCAACUUCACGGUCAGAAAGUCUCAACUCUUCGUUUGACAAAUAUAUUCAAGGGGAAACUUCACUGCGUGAGUUUAUGGAAAGAUACAGAGUAAUUCUUGAAGAUAGGUAUGAAGAGGAAGCAAAAUCAAAUUUUGAUGCUUGGCAUGAAACACCCGAGUUGAAGUCUCCAUCACCUUUUGAGAAACAAAUGUCACUAGUGUACACGCACGAGGUUUUCAAAAACUUCCAAGUUGAGGUUCUGGGUGCAGCUGCUUGUCAUCUUAAGAAAGAAAAUGAAGAUGGCAUGUCGACAACGUACAGUGUAAAAGACUUUGAAGACAAUCAGAAUUAUGUAGUGGAGUGGAAUGAAUCAAAAUCAGAUAUAUAUUGUUCUUGCCACUCAUUUGAAUAUAAAGGCUAUCUGUGUAGACAUGCUAUUGUUGUUCUUCAAAUGUCUGGUGUUUUCACAAUCCCUUCCAAAUAUAUAUUGCAACGAUGGACAAAUGCUGCUAUGAGCAGGCAUGCCAUUGGCGAAAGAUUGGAUGAGGUUCAGUCUAAAGUCCGUCGUUACAAUGAUUUAUGUCGACGAGCUAUAAUACUGGGUGAGGAAGGGUCACUAUCUCAAGAGAGUUAUGAUGUAGCAUUAUGUGCAAUAAAAGAAGCUUUGAAGCAAUGUGCAAGUUUGAACAACGUUGUUGAGAACAAUGCAAAACCUAAUGACCCAGCAAUACAUGGUAUUUGCGGUGUUGAUGAAGAGAAUCAAUGCAGCACAGCAUCUGGUGACAAGUUGUUUGGUCCUAAAGUGAGUAAUGCCAACAAGACUCCUAGAAGAGCUGGGUCCGGGAAGGAGGUGGCUAGGAAUGAGAACACUGCAAGCAAGAAAGGAAAGGUACCUCAGCUGGAAGCUACGAGUGUUGGAACACAAGACGGCUUUCACCAAAUGCAACUCCCUGACACAAGAGCGAUGCAGUUGCGGAACGCGGUGCCGUCGACAAUGUUUCAAAAUGUUGCAUCAGCAGCACAGUUCCAUAAUGUGGUAUCAACACAUGUGCAUGAGAAUCAUCUCCCUCAAUGACUCAAACUUUACCUUGUCCGUUAAAAGAGUGAUGCAUGUACAGGCGAACUGCUGAAGGAAGGACUGUAGUAUAACUCAGGUGCUAUUGAUGGUAAAUUUUUAGUUGUGCAACAUUUGGAUUUCAAUUGAUUACGUUACGCCCACCUCACCUAAAAUGAGAAAUAUUUGGGAAAAGAAGGAGAAGAAAAAGUUGAUUUA
Prunus avium (sweet cherry) is the source of this 2873-nucleotide messenger RNA. NCBI's taxonomy places the organism in Eukaryota, Viridiplantae, Streptophyta, Magnoliopsida, Rosales, Rosaceae. The record is from RefSeq and is a predicted model, not a curated record.